Molecule: messenger RNA, 2704 nt
Organism: Bombyx mandarina (wild silkworm)
Lineage: Eukaryota; Metazoa; Arthropoda; Insecta; Lepidoptera; Bombycidae
Gene: FIG4
Product: polyphosphoinositide phosphatase FIG4
Biological process (GO): phosphatidylinositol dephosphorylation
Cellular component (GO): intracellular membrane-bounded organelle
Molecular function (GO): phosphatidylinositol-3,5-bisphosphate 5-phosphatase activity
Source: RefSeq, a predicted model, not a curated record
AUUUAUAAAAAAAUUAUGUGAAAUAAAUAGUAUACUGAGUAACUAUUUGACUAUGAAAUUUAUGAAUACAAUAUGUCGAAAACCAAUGAGAAAAGUAUUGUUGACGAUAUUGAAUAAUUUUUGAAUAAAGAUUUAAGAUAUUCACGUUAAAAUGUCGAAAGAAAGUUUAAUGUUUCAUCCUAUAAUUAGCUCAAUACAACGAAUAGCGCUUUAUGAAACAAAAGCUAGAUUCUAUUUGAUUGGAUCAAACAACACUGAAACGAGGUUUAGAGUUUUAAAAAUUGAUAGGACAGAUCCAAGAGAUUUGACAUUAGUAGAUGACAAAGUAGAGUAUAACAAACAAGAAAUUCAUCAACUUUUGAACAUGAUUGGUUUUGGAAACAGAACUGGAAGAUCAGCAGGACUCAAUAAACUAGUGUCAGCAUUUGGGAUUGUAGGUUUCAUAAGAUUCUUAGAGGGCUAUUAUAUUAUACUAGUCACAAAACGUCGGAAGAUCGCAGCUAUUGGUUCACAUUCCAUUUACAAAAUAGAAGAUACAGCAACAAUAUACAUUCCGAAUGAAAACAAUAAGCCUCCUCAUCCUGAUGAACAUCGCUACCUCAAAAUGUUCUUAGCUAUUGACUUGUCAACCAACUUUUACUACAGCUAUAGUUAUGAUAUCACUCACACAUUGCAAAUGAACAUGGCACCUCCAAGACAACUAGCUCCAGCGUUAUUCCCUAAACCCAUCACAGCAGCAGUAUAUCAAUCAAACUUGAACACUGAUAAAGCAGGUGAAGUGGGAUGUGAAUGUAGAAAAAAAGAAGACGAUGAAGACAUUUUUGAAACUUGGAAGAAACAAAUUCGACAAAGACAAGAAAAGACAGGAGGAAAAAGUCCAAAGCUAGAAUUCGGAGUGCGCAGUGUACCGGAGUGGAGGUUUGUUUGGAACAGUCACCUGCUAUCUCCAGUCCACUCACAUCUGCAUCCAGAUUGGAUAUUGUACAUUGUUCAUGGGUUCAUUGAACAAAGUAAUCUAAAUAUAUUCGGAAGAGCUGUAUAUCUCACUCUUAUAGCCAGAAGGAGUAACAGAUAUGCUGGUACUAGAUUCCUUAAGAGAGGUGCUAAUAUGCAUGGAGAUGUCGCAAAUGAAGUGGAGACUGAGCAAAUUGUACAUGACUCAAUGGUAUCAUCUUUUGCAGCUGGAAGAUUUAGCUCAUUUGUACAAAUGAGAGGUUCAAUACCAAGUUACUGGUCACAAGACAUCUCGAAGAUGGUACCCAAACCAGCAAUAUCGAUUGACCUCGGAGAUCCGUUUGCAGAAAUACCAGGAAAACAUUUGAACAAUUUAAUGCGAAGAUAUGGGUCUCCAAUAAUGUUCCUGAAUUUAGUCAAGAAAAGGGAAAAGAAAAAACACGAAUCUUUAUUGACCGAUGUGAUUAGUAACAGCAUCAAAUAUUUGAAUCAGUUCUUACCCCCCGAGCAUGCAAUACAAUAUUAUCAUUUAGACAUGGCUAGAGUCAACAAGGGCUCCGAGGCAAAGGUUUUGGACAAAUUAUCGGCUAUAGCCCGUACAGUAGUGCGUAAAACUGGUAUAUUUUUGAGUUUAAAUGGCUACGGAGAAGAGAUCGGUGUUGAGGGGCAUCAGAGCGGUCGCUUACAAACUGGUCUUGUUCGAGUCAACUGCGUGGAUUGCCUCGACAGAACGAACACGGCUCAGUUUGCAAUCGGAAAAUGCGUACUAGCUUAUCAGCUAUAUGCUUUAGGUUUGAUCGGUACACCGGUUAUCGAAUUCGACUCGGACUGUGCGAGGCUACUUGAAGCUUUAUAUGAAGACCACGGAGACACACUAGCUCUGCAGUAUGGCGGCUCCCAACUUGUACAUAGAAUAAAAACGUACCGCAAGACAGCUCCGUGGUCCUCGCACGGCAACGACAUAAUGCAGACCCUUAGCCGGUAUUACUCUAACACGUUCUCGGAUGCCGAGAAACAGAACACCAUGAAUUUGUUCCUGGGCCUGUUCAUACCGGACCCGACGAAGCAUCCCAUCUGGGAGUUCCCGACCGAUCACUACCUGCAUCAUCCUGAAGCAUCCGUGUACAUACCGAGGACUAGAUCCUUAACGAAAUGGUGGGACGAUGAUGUUGUUCGUCACCUUCCUCUGCCGUGCAAUGAAAUGAGGAAGCUUUGCUGCGAAAUAAUUGGCAUCCAGGGGGACGGCAAUAGCACGGUGGAGAUGGUUGAUGCCUACCACGACUAUAACAGACCUUUUGAGUAUACCGUUUUCAUGGAGAGCUUUGAGUUUAAGAUGAUACAUACUCUACGUGACUUGGCUCCAACAUUCACGGAGAGCUUCAGUCCGUUCGUAGUCCGGGGUCGCGCGAUCGGACAGAGCAAGGGACCUACUUCCAAGAACCCGGUCAUAAGCGGCAGAUCCAGUACCGUCUCGAACAACUCUAGCGACUCGAAUAGUGAUUCGUCAACUGACGACGACUUAACAAGCUCCACGCCCAGUUCUCGUCUCACGGUAACAUCUCCACUGGACGCAGUGGCUAAGUUAUUGGAGACCAAAGAACUGGAAGAGACCCCCAUGUUUCCGGCAGUGAAGAGAAUCAAUAGGAUACCACUUAAGGAGCCGUCUAAAAGGGAUAUGAUGAUGUAAGUUUAAUUAUUUUAUUAUUGCUUAGACGGGUGAAUGACCUCACUGUCCACCUGGAUUUAAGUG